AUGGUUGCUGCUAAGAGAGAUUACACUACUGCUUUAGGUUACUUGAACGAAUUGAAAAACAGGGAUGGUUUAUCUGUCGAAGAUCUUAUGGACUCUAAGAUUAGAGGUGGUCUAACUUAUAACGAUUUCUUGAUUCUACCAGGUUACGUUGGUUUCCCAUCCUCUGUUGUCGAAUUGAAGACUAAACUAACCAAGAAGAUCUCCCUACAUACUCCUUUCGUUUCUUCUCCUAUGGAUACUGUCACUGAAUCCGAAAUGGCUAUCUACAUGGCUUUAUUAGGUGGUAUCGGUACUAUCCAUCACAAUUGUUCUCCAGAAGAACAAGCUGCUAUGGUUAAGAAAGUUAAGACUUAUGAAAAUGGGUUCAUUAACUCUCCAGUCGUUGUUACUCCAACUACUACUAUUGGUGAAGUUAAACAAAUGAAGGAACAAUUAGGUUUCUCUGGUUUCCCAGUUACUGAAGGUGGCAAAUUCCCAGGUAAAUUACUAGGUCUAGUCACUUCCCGUGAUGUUCAAUUUGUCGAAGAUGAAUCUCUACCUGUCUCUGAAGUCAUGACUAAAGAUCCACUAUCUGCUAAACAAGGUCUAACUUUGCUAGAAGGUAAUGAAAUCUUAAAGAAGACUAAGAAAGGUAAGCUUUUGAUCGUCGAUGAAGAAAAGAACUUGGUCUCCAUGAUCUCUAGAACUGAUUUAAUGAAGAACCAAAACUUCCCAUUGGCCUCUAAAUCUGCUACCACCAAACAAUUGUUGUGUGGUGCUGCCAUUGGUACUCUACCAAAUGACAGAAAGAGAUUGACCCUUUUGGUCGAAGCUGGUUUAGAUGUUGUUACCAUUGACUCCUCUCAAGGUAACUCCAUGUACCAGAUUGAUAUGUUGAAAUGGGUUAAGAAGACUUACCCAGAUUUAGAAGUCAUUGCCGGUAAUGUUGUCACUAGAGAACAAGCCGCUAAUUUGAUUGCCAGUGGUUGUGAUGGUCUAAGAAUCGGUAUGGGUUCUGGUUCCAUUUGUAUCACCCAAGAAGUCAUGGCUUCUGGUAGACCACAAGCUACUGCUGUCUACAAUGUCUGCAAGUUCGCCAACGAAUUUGGUGUUCCUUGUAUGGCUGAUGGUGGUGUCCAAAACAUUGGUCACAUCAUUAAGGCUUUAGCUCUAGGUGCCUCCACUGUCAUGAUGGGUGGUAUGCUUGCUGGUACUAAUGAGUCUCCAGGUGAAUAUUUCUACAGAGAUGGUAAGAGAUUAAAGGUUUACCGUGGUAUGGGUUCCAUUGACGCCAUGCAACAAACUGGUAAGAAUGGUAAUGCUUCCACUUCUCGUUACUUUUCUGAAUCCGAUAAGGUUCUAGUCGCUCAAGGUGUCUCUGGUGCUGUUGUUGACAAGGGUUCUAUCCAAAAGUUCAUUCCAUACUUGUACAAUGGUCUACAACACUCUUGCCAAGAUAUCGGUACCCCAUCUUUGGAUGCUUUGAAGGAAGCUGUCAAUGCUGGUAAGGUUAGAUUCGAAUUCAGAACCGCUUCUGCUCAAAUGGAAGGUGGUAUCAACAACUUACACUCUUACGAGAAGCGUCUACACAACUAA
This is a messenger RNA of Maudiozyma barnettii, 1575 nucleotides long. RefSeq names its product IMP dehydrogenase IMD4 (gene IMD4). Bases 1 to 1575 code for a protein of 524 amino acids. Gene Ontology annotation, biological process: GTP biosynthetic process. The transcript is spliced from 2 exons. The record is from RefSeq and is a predicted model, not a curated record. Gene Ontology annotation, molecular function: IMP dehydrogenase activity. Gene Ontology annotation, cellular component: cytoplasm. NCBI's taxonomy places the organism in Eukaryota, Fungi, Ascomycota, Saccharomycetes, Saccharomycetales, Saccharomycetaceae.